This is a messenger RNA of Thelazia callipaeda (thelaziosis nematode), 549 nucleotides long. The record is from the annotation of a GenBank genome assembly. NCBI's taxonomy places the organism in Eukaryota, Metazoa, Nematoda, Chromadorea, Rhabditida, Thelaziidae.
AUGACAGUUUUCGUGGAAAACCUUAACAAAAAUCCCGCUAUUGACAUUGGUGGAUUCGUACAUCUUGGCGACGAUUCUUUUUGUCUUUGUGGUGACAAGAAAGUAACAGUCAAAACUGUUGAUGAUGAAAGUUGGUUUAUCGAACUUGAUCAAUUUAUUAUUGGUGAUGAAUAUGCGCUAACUUCCAAUUUAUCAAACAUGCAAAUAAUAAUAUCACCAUCAUUACCGUACAUAAUGCUACCCGACGAUUUGUAUAACAACUUUUUAACAAAAUAUAAGAUUCGUAAUGUGAACAAAAUUCAUUUUUCUACUGUCUACCGAUUGCCAACUCUGAAAUUUUUCAUAGGUGGACAAGUAUUUCGUGUUCCAGCACUCAAUUACGCGAAUUCCGAACCUAAUAAAAAUUUAUUCCUCAUCAGAUCAAACAGAAAUACGGAAUUUGAGAGCGAUAAUAUUAUUUAUUUGGGACGAGCUUUCUUGUAUGGAGCAUGUCUUCACGUCAAUAACAUUGAUGGAACAGUAGCUCUUUCCAAACCAAUUAAAAACUAA